CCCAUCUCCUCCCCAGACCUGCUCAGGUCGCCACACCGCUUGGGCGCGAGUGAAGACGAGAGCGGGCCAGGGUUGGUGGGACACGUGCGGAUGAGAGGCGCGGAUAGCUCAACUCGCCCCUCCUCCUCGAUUGUGUCUCCUCCGCUCACAUCGUCUGCCCCUCCAGCCCACGUGUGGUCUCAGCCACCUCGUCAUGAGCGUCGGAGGAGUCACAGUCGCAGCUGUACCGCUCGCGUCACAAUCUUCUCUGCAUCAUCACCACCACCACCAUCAGCAUCACCUCCACCACCAUCACAUUAAUAACAACAACAAAAACAACAACACUCACCAACAGCAGCAGCAUCCUUUACGUGCCCAUCGUGGAUACUGCCCAGAGAUGUUCCCUGGGACUCGCUGGGACGAGCCGAAGGGAGACGGAGCGGAGGAGGUCGGAGAGACCCUCGCGGGAGACGCGGGGGUUGUGCGAGCCGCCCUGCAGGUGAACGGUGACCACGACCUGGACCCUCGCCUGGACUCGAACCGGGCCGCGUUCUCCCAGCGGCCAUCGUGGUUCCACGUGGGACCCGAAUCCCAACCGCCGACAUCGACCCCGCUCAGCAUCAACGUGAACAUCGUGCUGGCCGAGCCGAGCCCCCUAAACGGGGGGCUCAAACUGGAGGCGACUGAUGACGAUUGUGCUGCUGCUGCUGCGUCGGACUUGCUGCUGCCGCACAUCAAUGUGUUCCGCCCCGGUUCGACUCCAGCACAGGGCCCGGUGCCUCGUAAGCCUCCUCCGCCGUACCCGGGUACCGCCGCUCCCGUCUCCUUGCCCACCGGCGGUGAUGGGCGUUUCCACGGCAACGCUCUUACUAUGGCAACGCGCCUGACGAUUAACUACGGGGACCAGGAACAGCUGCAGCAGCAGCAGCAACAACAACCACCCCCUUACGUGCCUCUGCCCUCGGGGCAUUUUCUGCCACUGACUCCUCCAAGGUCACAGCCACAUAGCCCCGAAGUGGAUGGAGAUGUGCUCGCAAGUUUGGGUUUGCAACAUCAGCUUCAAAACCACCAUCAUCAUCAGCAGCACCAGCAGAAGCCCAUGGGUCAUCAUCACCCCCAUCAUCAUCAUCAGCAGCAGCAGCAUCGGCAGCAGCACCAAAAUCAACAGCAAGAUCAACUGUGUAUCGAGAUUGUCCAGCAUUGUCACGCGCCCGUGAAAUUUUCUCCUCAAUUGUACACGAGUGGGCCGCACAAUCAUCAUCAUCAUCAGCAGCAGCAUCAGCUGCAGGACCAUCAGCAGCAGCAGGUGCAGCAACACCCCGAGGCUGAGCUACAACUACAUCAUCAGCAGCAGCAGCAAUUACUACAGCACUGUUUAAACAGCCCAAGCUUGGCUCAAAGUCAGCAAAGCCAGAAUCAUCAUCAUCAUGAGCACGACUUGUACCAACGAGAUGUUUCCGCUGAUGAUGCUGAUCAUAAUAACGUGGCACAGCAACACCACUGUCUACAUUCAAACGACGAGCAGCAGCAGCAUCAGCGGGAAAGUGUUUAUAAUCAGCAGCAUCAUCAUCAGCAGGAGAGUGUCCAGCAACAUCAGAAACAGCAGCAUCAAAGUGUUCACCAUCAUAAUCAUCAGCAGCAGGAAAGUUUGAAUCAUCAUCAGCAGCAGCAGGAAAGUGUUAAUCAUCAGCAACAGCAGUAUCAGAAACAACAGCAGCAAAGUAUUCACCAUCAGCAGCAGCAGCAGCAGGAAAGCGUUAAAGAUCAGCCACAGCGGCAUCAGCAGGAAAGUCUCCAUCAUCAUCAUCAGCACCAGCAACAUCAUCAGCAACAUCAUCAGCAUCAGCAAGUUACACCACGACUCCCCGGAGCUCCACGCAGCGGCCGUCGAACCAACCCCGAGUUGGAGAAGAGGCGGAUCCACCACUGCCUCUUCCCAGGUUGGAUUCCCUGUCGCGGGCUGCUCCAAGGUGUACACCAAAAGUUCUCACCUGAAAGCUCACCAGAGGACGCACACAGGCGAGAAGCCGUACGCGUGCGCGUGGGCCGGCUGCACGUGGAGGUUCGCGCGCUCCGACGAGCUCACGCGACACUUCCGCAAGCACACCGGCUCGCGGCCCUUCCCGUGCCACGCGUGCGGCCGGGCCUUCUCUCGCUCCGACCACCUGGCGCUGCACAACAAGAGACACCAGUGAGCAGCACGCCCCCGACGCCGUCUCCGCGUUUUCCCCUUUCCUCGCAGGGCUAAACAACGGGUUCCGGCUACGGGCAUCUUGAAAUGUACAAAAACAAAUUUUGGCUCAUUUGUUUUGUUUAAAAAUGGGUUCUCCCUCUCGGCGAGCCUCGACGUUUACCCCUCCGAGGAAGUUCCUCUGCGAUUCGGCGUGUUUGGAUGACGUCUGCGGGCGAGCGUUUGGACGCGUGCGAAGAACCCGGGCGAAAAACCCGGGCGAAGAACCCGGGCGCGCACGGAGGAAACGCAACGGAGCCCGCCGCACACGCGGCCACAUGGGAAGCUCCGCAGGGAGUGGAUUCCAGGGAUCCAUCGCCGCACCGCCAUCGCGUCCCAGCUCGACGCCGCUCGCUACACCAAAAACACAAAUCGCACCGGGGCGUCCUGGGCGAGAGAGGCUGCUCUCAGAAUGAGGGUUCACAGAUAUUCCGGAAGCUUUCAGGGUCGCCAAUUGCCCCAUGACGCCGGCAAAAGCAGGCACCGGCCCGCCAAAGACAAAGAUCCCCCGUGUAGCCUUAACAGACUGUUGGGACGAGUGCUGUUAGCGAGUACCUAAGAAGGCCGACAAGGAGCACGAGGGGCUUGGUGGCCAGCACCACGCCCGGCCGCCUUUGUCUCCCCAGUGGUGAUAAUUUUACACGCCGCACCAGGUACUC
Petromyzon marinus (sea lamprey) is the source of this 2868-nucleotide messenger RNA. RefSeq lists its product as uncharacterized. The record is from RefSeq and is a predicted model, not a curated record. NCBI's taxonomy places the organism in Eukaryota, Metazoa, Chordata, Hyperoartia, Petromyzontiformes, Petromyzontidae. Gene Ontology annotation, molecular function: RNA polymerase II cis-regulatory region sequence-specific DNA binding; DNA-binding transcription factor activity, RNA polymerase II-specific. Gene Ontology annotation, biological process: regulation of transcription by RNA polymerase II.